AUGAUGGUUGAGUCUGCCUCGGAGACGAUAAGGUCCACUCCCUCCAGCCAAAAUGGGGUCAGCAGCCUCAGCAACCAGCCGGAGGGCAGCGGGGGCGGUGCGGGGGCAGGGGGCGGCGGGCGCGAGGGAGCCACCAGCAGCGAGGCCAACGGCGAGAUGAGCCCCGUGGAGCUCCUGCACUUCCAGCAGCAGCAGGCUCUCCAGGUGGCUCGCCAGUUCCUGCUGCAGCAGGCCACGGGGCUGAGCUCCCCCAGCAGCAAUGAGGGCAAGCAGCCGGCGGUGCAGGUGCCUGUGUCCGUGGCCAUGAUGUCCCCACAGAUGAUCACACCGCAGCAAAUGCAGCAGAUCCUCUCCCCCCCCCAGCUGCAGGCCCUCCUGCAGCAGCAGCAGGCAAUAAUGCUGCAACAGUUGCAGGAAUACUACAAGAAGCAACAGGAGCAGCUUCACCUGCAGCUAUUGACGCAGCAGCAAGCCGGAAAGCAGCAACCCAAAGAGCCGUUAGGGAACAAGCAGCUGGCCUUCCAGCAGCAGCUCCUGCAGAUGCAGCAGCUCCAGCAGCAGCACCUGUUAAACCUGCAGCGCCAAGGGCUGGUGAGCCUCCCGCCUGGGCAGGGCACCGUGCCCCUGCAGACCCUGCCCCAAGCUGUGUGCCCCUCGGACCUCCAGCAGCUCUGGAAGGAGGUCACAGCUGCCCAGCCCGUUGAGGACAGCAUUAAGCAAGAAGGUCUCGACCUCACCACCAACACCUCCAACUCUACCUCGUUUUCGGCCGCCAAGGUCUCGCCUCCCAUUUCCCAUCACCCUCUGCCCAAUGGACAGAGCACCAUGCACACGCCGAGAAGGGACAGCUCUUCCCAUGAAGAGACUCCUGGCUCCCACCCACUCUAUGGCCACGGAGAAUGCAAGUGGCCUGGCUGCGAAACCCUCUGUGAGGACUUGGGACAGUUUGUCAAACACCUCAACACAGAACAUGCACUUGACGACCGAAGCACGGCCCAGUGUCGAGUCCAGAUGCAAGUGGUACAGCAGCUGGAAAUACAGCUAGCCAAGGAGAGUGAGCGUCUGCAGGCCAUGAUGGCUCAUCUUCACAUGAGACCCUCAGAGCCAAAGCCUUUCAGCCAACCUCUGAACCUGGUCUCCAGUGCCACCCUCUCCAAGAGCACUUCCGACACGUUCCCUGAUGGUUUACCUCAUCCCCCCACCUCUGCCACGGCGCCCAUCACGCCCCUGCGGCAGGGCCCCUCCGUCAUCAGCUCUUCCACUUUACACAACGUGGGCCCCAUCCGCAGGAGGAACUCGGAGAAGUUCUGCACCCCAAUCUCGUCAGAGCUGGCACAGAACCAUGAGUUCUACAAGAACGCCGACGUGCGGCCACCCUUCACGUACGCCUCGCUCAUCCGGCAGGCCAUCCUGGAGACCCCUGACAGGCAGCUAACGUUGAACGAGAUCUAUAACUGGUUCACGCGGAUGUUUGCCUACUUCCGGAGGAACACAGCCACCUGGAAGAACGCCGUCCGCCACAACCUGAGCCUGCACAAGUGCUUCGUGCGUGUGGAGAAUGUCAAGGGAGCCGUCUGGACCGUGGACGAGCACGAGUACCAAAAGAGAAGGCCACCAAAGAUGACAGGGAGUCCAACUUUAGUCAAAAACAUGAUUUCAGGACUCAGUUACGGAGCACUUAAUGCAAGUUACCAGGCUGCGCUGGCAGAGAGCAGUUUCCCCCUGCUCAACAGCCCUACCAUGAUCAACACCAGCGCUGCCAGCGGCAUGCUGCACGUGGGCCACGACGACGUCAGCAGCACCGUGGAGCAGGUCAACAGCAACGGCAGCAGCAGCCCACGCCUGUCCCCGCAGCAGUACAGCCACCCAGUGCACGUGAAGGAGGAGCCAGCCGAAGCAGAGGACGACAGCAGACCUGUCUCCCUGAUGGCCACCACCAACCAGAAUGUGACGAUCCCUGACGACAGGGACCUGGAGGAGGAGCUGCCGGUGGAAGACUUGUCCUAA
Messenger RNA from Indicator indicator, 2007 nucleotides. RefSeq names its product forkhead box P4 (gene FOXP4). Gene Ontology annotation, cellular component: nucleus. The transcript has 16 exons. Gene Ontology annotation, biological process: regulation of transcription by RNA polymerase II. The record is from RefSeq and is a predicted model, not a curated record. Gene Ontology annotation, molecular function: RNA polymerase II cis-regulatory region sequence-specific DNA binding; DNA-binding transcription repressor activity, RNA polymerase II-specific. Bases 1 to 2007 code for a protein of 668 amino acids. Lineage: Eukaryota; Metazoa; Chordata; Aves; Piciformes; Indicatoridae.